Alosa alosa (allis shad) is the source of this 5633-nucleotide messenger RNA. RefSeq names its product kirre like nephrin family adhesion molecule 1a (gene kirrel1a). Gene Ontology annotation, cellular component: cell-cell junction. Gene Ontology annotation, molecular function: cell adhesion molecule binding. Gene Ontology annotation, biological process: cell-cell adhesion. The record is from RefSeq and is a predicted model, not a curated record. NCBI's taxonomy places the organism in Eukaryota, Metazoa, Chordata, Actinopteri, Clupeiformes, Clupeidae.
GCGGAGCUGGGCAGGCAGGACAGGCGCAGAGGAGAGGAGGGCCAGCCGAAAGAAACUGGACAAGGGAGAAUGAUCUGAAGCACAACCGGAGCAGCCGAGAGCGAGGAGCCGGAGGACGGCGAACACGGACGGCACCUUUAGACGCCUGGAGAGGAUUUUAUAAGCAAGUGUCGCUGGGGGGACCGCGGGAUGCAUUUUUGAUGCUCUCCAUGCGGAGAAGUGAGCUAACGGACUUGUCGCUCGGCUGAACCAUGCAGCGGAUUCUGCUCCUGAGUUUGGCGCUGUGGAGUUGCCAUCGAGUGGCCGAAGCGGCCCGGUUCUCACAGGAGCCAGCUGACCAGUCGGUGGUCUUGGGCCAGCGGGUGGUUCUGUCCUGCGUGGUCUUCAACUACUCGGGCAUUGUGCAGUGGACCAAAGACGGACUGGCCCUGGGCAUCGGAGAGAACCUCGGGGCCUGGCCGCGGUAUCGUGUGUUGCGUCUAGUGGACGUUGGUCAGUAUAACCUGGAGAUCACCGACGCUGAGCUGCCUGAUGACUCGCUCUAUGAGUGCCAGGCCACGGAAGCUGCUCUGCGCUCGCGGAGAGCCAAGCUCACUGUCCUCAUCCCGCCGGAUGACCCCGUGAUCGAGGGCGGCCCGGAGAUCCUCCUGACGGCAGGCGCCCCCUUCAACCUGACGUGUGUGUCACGAGGAGCCAAGCCGGCCUCCGCCAUCGAGUGGCUCAGAGAUGGACUUCCUGUAGAGGGGGCAGUCAGCACCACGGAGCUGCUGCGUGACCGUAAGAGAGUGACCACUCGCAGCUUCCUGUCGAUCCUGCCAGUGGACACGGACACCGGACGCAACUUCACCUGCAUCACCUCCAACCAGGCCAUGCCCACCGGCAAACGCACCACCGCCAAGCUCAACGUCUACCAUCCCCCCAUAGUAACUCUAUCAAUAGAGCCACGUUCUGUACUGGAGGGAGACCGAGUCACCUUUACCUGCCAAGCCACAGCCAACCCACCUAUUAUGGGAUACAAGUGGGCGAAAGGCGGUGUGAUCCUGCAGGGGGCCAGAGAACGUGUGUUUGUGACCAAAGCUGACCACUCCUUCUUCACCGAGCCUGUGUCCUGCCUUGUGUUCAACGCCAUCGGCAGCACCAACGUCAGCAUCCUAGUGGACGUACACUUUGGACCCUACCUGGUGGUGGAGCCUCGUCCGGUGACGGUGGACAUUGACUCAGAUGUGACGCUCAACUGCAAGUGGUCAGGAAACCCUCCUCUCACCCUCACCUGGACCAAGAAGGGCUCCAGCAUGGUGCUGAGUAACAGUAACCAGCUGUACCUGAAGUCGGUGAGCCAGGUGGAUGCUGGGCAGUACGUGUGCAAGGCCAUCGUGUGCCCGUGAUCGGGAGGGGGAGAGACCGAGGGUCACCACCUACACGGGUCAACGCACCCCAGCUCAGAUAAGAUUGUGUGGGCGUGGAAGGAGAACGUGUGGGAGAAGGAGAACGGGAAACUCCCGGAGCGCUACACGGUGGAGCAGAGCAAGCCGUCACAAGGGGGCGCUGUUCUCUCCACCCUCACCAUCAACAGUGUCAUGGAGAGCGACUUCCAGUCCACGUACAACUGCACCGCCUGGAACGCCUUCGGACCCGGAACCAUGAUCAUCACUCUGGAGGAGAUGGAGAUCGUGCCGGUGGGCAUCAUCGCGGGAGGGACGGUGUGCGGCAUCAUCCUGGUGCUGCUGCUCUCUAUGGCCCUGGUGCUCUUCCUGUACCGCCAGAGGAAAGGCAGUCGCCGUGGGGUCACCCUGGGCAAGCCUGACAUCAAGGUCGAGACCAUCAACAAGGAGACGCACAGCCUGGAGGAGGACUCCGCCAGCGUUUCCACGGCAACGCGCAUGGUCAAGGCCAUGUACUCUUUUCUGCCCUCUGUGUCCCUCCCUCGGCUCCAGCCCUUUAGGAGGCUGACCUCCGACCUCAAGCAGGGCCUCGCCUUGACACACUUUCGACAGCAGCGUCAGGAUUACGAGCUCAAGGACCCCACUAAUGGCUACUAUAACGUCCGUGCCUCCACCCAUGACGAGGGCCGGCCCGCCUCUCGCUCCAUGCACUACUCCGACUACCGCUCCUCCACGACAGCAGGGGGCGCCGCUACGGUCAGCGUGAGCGCCAGCUCGGCCGGGGGCGGUGUUGUGUCCGGCGGUGCCAGCGGAGGGGGUGGCGGUGGGGGCACGCCGGGUAGCCUGGCGCCCGGUUCACGAGGCGGGGGCUGUUACGACCCCCGACCGCCCUCGCGUCUCUCCCACAACAGCUACGCGCAGUUCAACACCUUCGGCAGGGCGGGACAGAGCCAGCAGGGCGGCGCUAGCGCGGGACCCUCGCCUGGAGACUUCCCGCCCGACUGCAGCCUGCUGGACUCUUCCCCGCAGCUGGCCUACGACAACUACGCCUACCCCUCGCACUACCCGUCCUACAGGAUGGGCUUCGCUCCGCCCAGCCUGGCUCCGCUGGAGGGCGGCCCGGCCUAUGAGAUGUACGGGGUGGGGCCGUCUGUCGGGAGCGCGGCGGGGGGAAGCGGGGCUGGAGUGCCAGGAGCGGGCUCAGAGACGGGCCUGGGGAAGUACGGCAGCUCCACGCGGUUCUCGUACACCUCGCAGCAUUCCGACUACUCACACAGACACACACAGAGGAUGCAGACACACGUGUGAGCUCUCGCUUUCUCUCACACACACACACACACACACACACACACACACACACACACACAAACAGAUACACACACACAAUCAACUACACAUGCAUAUACCAACAUAUUAACAAGUAGAGUUAGCAUUCUCACUCAUUCGCACACACUCACACAGACACACAAACACACAACACUAAAGAUGAAGGAUUUCUCACAGACCUGAGAGAGAAGCGUAGAGGGAAAGAUUGGAGCCGGGAAAGAGCUUAGAGGGCACCCGACUCAGAGGAGGGGUACCCAUCCUCCUCUCUGCGUGAAUAUUUCCUCAGUUCCAGGAGCUGACAGCGAAAGUCACAAUCAGGAAAAGGGACAGAGAAGUUCAGAUCCUAGAUCUGUAACGACGAGUGCCGGCUAAAGCCAGGAGAGGAGAGGACAGGAGAGGAGAGAGAGAGCCAGCCUCACAGAGGAAAAAGGCAUCCUGGCUGGCUCGCCAGAUAGCAACUGAUUCUGGAGCAGGUCUGUCCACUGGGGCUACUCUGGAGUUGACCUUAGCUCUAGAUCUGGUUCUGCUACAGCUUUAGAGUUAAUCCAGACCAGGAUAUAGUUCUGUUUCUGCUUUGGAGUUCAAUUUAGCCCUAGACCUGGAUCUUGACUGUGGGUUAACCGGCCUUAAAUACAGAUCUGCUCCUGAGGCAGUCGCUAUCCAGAUUAGUACUGGAGGGAGAAUGACAGCGCCCCCUACCAGAGAUUCCGGUGACACCAAGGUGUACUCUCAUUGGUUUAUGUUAAAGGGGGCGGGACCUCAACCAGUGGAAGGGUCGUGAAUGGCCAUAUAUAUGUAUUUUUUUUGCUGUUUCGUUAUAUUCUGUUUAUUUGUUUGUUUGUUUAUCAUGUGGUGAUUGGUUGGUCAUCUGUGAGCACAUAUACUCGCAUAUACAUGUUGGAACGGCCCACUCGUAUCUCAUGGUGCUUUGCAGUGGGGCCUUUGUUUGCACUGCAUUCCAGUAUUCCCAUUUAAAUUACCCUUAUACGUAUAUCUACCUGUAUCCAUUUGCACACUAGACUAGAACAUUCUCUAUGUUUUAAUAUUGCAGAAUUUACAGAAUUAUUUUUGUCAUAUUUCUGUAACAAAUUGUGGACCAAAGGUUCAGCGUUUAGAGUAUCAGUCUUAAUUUGGGUGAUAUUCACCUCAACAAGUACGGAAAUAUGCAGACGUUUGUUUUGUUGUUGUUCACCUGUCUGGACUCGUAGUUAUGAAGGGUGGGUGGGUUGAGGUGUGGACAGGAAGAGGCGGGGCUUAGAGUGGAAGUCAGCCUUAAGGCUGUGGAUUGUGUUUAGGUUUAGGUACUUCACCUAGUCACACAGAGAUCAGCAAAUCCGACCUCCUGCACACACACACACACACACAAGCACACAGACACACACACACACAUCACUGUACAGAAAGAAACCCCAAUAGACUCUCCUCCCAUACACACACCCAGUCAGUUGGCACACACGUACCCCAAGAGAACACACACCUACCUUUGAAGGACCUGAGAGGGGGACUCUGAGACCGACCGGUACACGCAGAGAUCCACACACUCUCUGCUGGGCAUCACAGACGGAGGAGGAGGAGGAGGAGGAGGAGGAGGAGGAGUGGGGAGAUGAAGAGGACCACAGACAAGAGGAUGAAGACAGACCCUCAUACCAGGCUCUCAGAACUGAACUGACCCAGAGUCUGCUUAGUCUUUUAUUUCCCCACGACUAGCCUCUCCGUCUUCGUCCGAAUUCCACUUUUUUUGCGUCGCAAAAAAACAAAACAAAACGAAACAAAAAAAAAUAGGAAGAAGAGUGAGUGAGUCCUGUAAAUACUUGUAAUACCUACUUCAGAUAUGAUUUCACAUCAGUGUGAUGUUCUUCUUAAAAUGCAGUAUUGUUAUGUUUUCCGUUGCUUGACAGAAACAUUUUGAAAGGAAAGACUGGGGUGGGGGGGUUACCUUGUUGCCUGUUGAGACCACAACAAGCAGUUAGCUUUGCUAGCGCACCGUCUCAACGUGCUUUAGAGAUGGACAAAGAUCGGGAGCGUGCGACAAGGAGGGAGGGGGCAGGCAUGGAAUGGAUGCUUCGUCAACAACUGCCCUCAUUGACAAGACUCAGUCAUCGGCCCCUUGAGCGUGAUUGGAUAACACAGUGGUCUGUUAGCAGACUGGAGUUGUGAUUGGAUAACACAGUGGUCUGUCAGCAGACUGGAGUUGUGAUUGGAUAACACAGUGGUCUGUCAGCAGACUGGAGUUGUGAUUGGUGGCUGUAAGGGGCGGAGUUAGCGGCUGAAGCUCCAUGAUUGGUGGAGAGAGAGAGAGCGUAUACAAGAGGAGGGAGGGGGGUUCAAACUUUGAGUGGCCUUAGGAAAAACCUGUCUUAUACCUAGUUAUUCUUCUUCCCCACACUUUAUCAGCCACUAAUAGGCCCGGGGAUUGUGGAAAGAUUGAAUGUGUGUAUGAAUGGGUUUGUGUGAGUGCGGGAAAACUCGUGUUCAUGGGUGUGUGUGUGUGUCAGUGUGUGUGUGCGUUCUUGCAGGCAUUUGUGCCUGUGUGUGUUUGUAUGUGUGCAGGCCUAUGUGUGUUCAAACACGCACAUGGCCAUGUGUGUGUGUGUGUGUGUGUGUGGUAUGGGUUUCAGUGUGCUGAGGUCUUUGUGUGUGUGAUUUCUUUACUUCCUCUCCACAAUCCCUCUCUUGUACCUUUGUUCAGCUGGUAGGACUGUAUCCUGUAUUCUUGUGUCUUUAGGAAAUAAACAUCGAUCUUACUGUACUGUUCUUCGUAGCUGAGAAAAAAAACAAAGAAAAGAAAAACGUUCAACUGAUGUACAACAAAAGUUAUUGAACUUUCAUUUUUUAUUUCAUUUUAAUUUUUUCAAUAUUUUUUAAAAAUGGUAUGUAAUUAUUUUUCCACAGUAUUACAGAAAUAAAAAAGCACUGUUUUUAUAA